Angiostrongylus costaricensis is the source of this 642-nucleotide messenger RNA. The record is from the annotation of a GenBank genome assembly. Lineage: Eukaryota; Metazoa; Nematoda; Chromadorea; Rhabditida; Metastrongylidae.
UUGUGCAAUAGUGCGUGCGCAUUCGCGGGAAGCGAGCUCGACUUUAGUAAUUUGCAAGAGAUUGGUCGUGGAGGUUUCGGAAUAGUAUAUGCAGCCACUCAGCCUAAUGGUGAACGUGUUGCUUUGAAGAAGGUUCUGGAAGGGUUUGCACAGUUUUUUUUUCUCAAAUUGGUGUUCUUUUACGAAGACUUCGUUGAAGGCACUGAUACAUACGUAGUAAUGGAAUUGUGUGAAUUGGGGUCAAUGCGUUCGCAUGUGAAGAAAAAUGGACCGUUAACUGACCGAGCGGCCGCGUACGUCCUAAGGCAGAUCAUUAGCGCUGUGAAGUACAUGCAUCGAGAAGGAGUACUGCACAGAGAUAUUUCCUGUGGAAAUGUCUUAAUUAGCAGGAUCUUCUCUUCGGAAAAGAUAUCCGUCGUUAGCGUUUUAGUCAUUUUUCAAUUAAAACACAUUACCGUUGCUCGAAGAGUAUUUUCAGAAGCUCUAAACCGCUUGUACUGUAGUCGGUACUCCUGGGUAUAUUGCGCCGUAAGUUCCAUACGUUUCGAUGGUCUUGGUAUAUCUGCUGUUGAGCUAAUUGAAAGUAUGAUGGAAACGGAUGUUAGCAAGAGGAUUUCCUUGAAUGGUUCGUUAACUUCUUAG